Parastagonospora nodorum SN15 is the source of this 384-nucleotide messenger RNA. RefSeq lists its product as hypothetical. Gene Ontology annotation, molecular function: protein phosphatase inhibitor activity. Lineage: Eukaryota; Fungi; Ascomycota; Dothideomycetes; Pleosporales; Phaeosphaeriaceae. The record is from RefSeq and is a predicted model, not a curated record. Bases 1 to 384 code for a protein of 127 amino acids. The transcript has 2 exons. Gene Ontology annotation, cellular component: cytoplasm.
AUGUCCCCAGAUGAGGCCAAGCUGUUCCGCCUCUACGGAAAGCUCCCCAACAAGAAGGACCUGCUCCAGAACAAGCUGAAGGAGCGCAAGUACUUCGACAGCGGCGACUAUGCCCUUUCCAAGGCCGGCAAGGCCGGAGACGUCGGCGUCACCCAGGUCGGCCGCGAGCACCCCAAUCCCGAGAAGAUCCCCCAUAUUGCUCCUCCUACACCCAAUGGCUUGACUCCGGUCAACAGCAACGGCCAGGAGAACAAGGUCGGCAGCCCCGUCAAGGAGCACCCCUUCAUGCACCGCGAGACCAGCCUGCACCGCGAGACGUCGGCGUCAGAGUUCGAGAACGAGACACCGGUGCCGGACACAGAGGACGCUCAGGUCAAGGCAUAG